UGAUGUCAAUAUUGAAACUAUUGAAGUCUGCCAUACUUGUCUAGCGGCUGGCCUUGGGUUUUGUUUCUGCUUUCUAAUGUGGAGUCCUGUUGUUGUUACUGUCGGAGGGGUGCAUUAUCCUGGGGAUAGAUCAGCUUUGACCCGGAAGUCACUCCCUUACCCAGAUCCUUCUGCCAUUUUAUCCCACAGGAAACGAGCUCGUCUGGAUAAUCUUACAGAAGAGGAGAAAGCCAUACGGAGAAAAAUACUUAACCGGGAGGCAGCCCAAAAAGCACGUGACCGCAAAAAAGAUUUGAUGGAAAAUAUGGAGGAAAGUCUAGCUCAUUUGCGUUGGGAAAAUGAAUAUCUCAAAUCCUCCAACCGAAUACUUCGUCUCAAGUUUAUUGAACAAGAGCAAAAGUUCCAUGCACUCCAAGAAAAAUUAAACGGUAUCAUCAAACAUGUGGAGAAGUUUUCAGGAAAUCAGGUCGAGCCACCAGAGUCAGCUGAACUCCUCCCUCUGCAGAAGGGAGUGGCUCUCUGUUUGUCCGUACUUCUCCUCCUCCACAAUGGCCUGAAAUGGAGUGUGUCCAGAACUCCAGUAUCGAGGAUGUGCCUGAGGAUAUAUCAUCAACUUUGUUUGAUGCUCAAACCGUUGAGGUAUCAUCUCAGAAUAUAUCUGAAACCAAACAGUCUGGAGACAGCAAUUGCUCUGACGACCUGAUUCCAUAUUCUCCCUGCUUGUAUGAUAGCAUUUUAAAUAGUCUACAGGAUGAUCAGAUAGGAGAAAUCCCAGGAUUGACAGAUUCUUAUGAUUCAGAAGAAAGCUUGAGUGAACUCUUAGAUGUUUUAAAUGGUGACGCAUUUGAAGAUGCUUCGACAGAAAUUUCGUUUUGACAUUUCUUUAACCCGUGAUCAUUUUACCAAAGUCCCUCACUAUAUUGGAGUUGUAUAUAUGAUUUUUUUGACUUAAUUAUUUCGUUUAUUCUAUAUCUAGU
Schistosoma turkestanicum is the source of this 977-nucleotide messenger RNA. NCBI's taxonomy places the organism in Eukaryota, Metazoa, Platyhelminthes, Trematoda, Strigeidida, Schistosomatidae. The record is from the annotation of a GenBank genome assembly.